This is a messenger RNA of Scomber japonicus (chub mackerel), 5512 nucleotides long. RefSeq names its product SAM and SH3 domain containing 1a (gene sash1a). Lineage: Eukaryota; Metazoa; Chordata; Actinopteri; Scombriformes; Scombridae. Gene Ontology annotation, molecular function: protein binding. The record is from RefSeq and is a predicted model, not a curated record. The coding region runs from base 1 to 4629 and encodes 1542 amino acids. The transcript is spliced from 20 exons.
AUGACAAGCAACGGACCUGUCAUUGUCUACGAGUGGCUGAAGACCCUCCAGCUCGCCCAGUACGUCGAGCCUUUCGUGGAUAAUGGUUACGACGAUCUGGAGGUGUGCAAACAAAUAGGAGACCCCGACCUGGAUGCCAUCGGCGUCUAUAUCCCUCACCACAGGCAGAGGAUUCACGACGCGGUUAGAAGGCUGAAGGAGGAAGCCAAAGAGACGGCCAGUGGACUGUACUUCACCCUGGAGCCGAUACCACCCGCAGCUGAGAUGUAUACAAGUCAUAUGGUGGAUCAGUAUGAGUCCAAACUGCGGGGAUCUAAGUCCUGGACCGAGCCUAACAGUGACCGGGUUGGGCGCACCGGUGGGUACAUGGGCGCACAGAGGAACCUGACGCUGGGCAACAGGAGGGAGCUGGUGAUUUACCCCAAGCUGAAGCUGAAGAUCAUGAUCAGGGAUAAACUCAUCAGAGAUGGCAUCAACCUUGCCAGGCCACCCUACUCUAAUAAGGAUGGUUCUCUUGGCAACAUAGAUGACCUUGCCCAGGAGUACUCUGAGUACUACAACACCUGCUUCAGUGACGUCAGCGACCGCAUGGAGGAGCUGCGCAAAAGACGCGUCUCCCAAGAGCUUGACAUGGAGAAACAAGACCCAAGCAGCACCUCUCUGCAGCUCCGCACUGAGAUUCAGGAGUCAUUAGGCUUCAGCAGUGAAGUGUCCACUCCAGAAACAGACAGAAAAAUGCCCCUGCACAAAUCCAGCUCUGAAGAUGGAUCUGGAGGUAAAUGGGACAAUAAGAAGAAGAACAAAUCUUUCUGGCAGAACUUCCGCAAGUCUCAACACAAGCCUGUCAUGCGGCAGACAUCCAAAGGAGAGGACAUUGGGUAUGUGGCCAGUGAGAUCACCAUGAGUGAUGAGGAGCGAAUUCAGCUGAUGAUGAUGGUGAAAGAGAAGAUGAUCACCGUAGAAGAAGCUCUCGCUCGGCUGAAGGAGUAUGAGCGCAGCAGACAGUCCAGCAGUACUGACACUGCAGAGUGGACUGAUGGAUCUGCAGCCAAUCUAAACCAGUCCUCAAACUGCAACUCUCGCGAACAGUCAGAUGAUGAGCAAUCAGAGGACUCUGUGAAGUUCAAACGACUUCACAAGUUGGUUAACUCUACACGCCGGGUCAGGAAAAAACUCAUUAAGGUGGAGGAGGGCAAGAAACAUGGUUCUGAAGAUUUUCUGAAUCUGGAAGCACCUCCCACCUGUGAGGACAACACAGCUCUAUAUACAGGGGUCCUGAAGAAGCCCCUGUUACACCAAGAGGCCUCUCUGCCUUCUCUCACCCAGGAUCAACUCUCUCUGGAUGGAGAUACAGACAGUCUGACCACCUCCCCUUCUUCCAGCAGCCUGGACACCUGGUCUGGACACAAGCUGGUCAAAACCUUCAGUAAGUCUUCCAGUGCCCACGGUCUCAUCCGCCCGCCCAGGAGAACACCAGCUGGCUCCGGGGGCCUUGGAGGCUCCGGUGUGGGAGGUAGUGGCUCCUCCUUCUCAGAGUUGGAUGGCUGUGGAUUGGACGACGAGGGGAAACUGUCACGCUCCACGACUGACAGUGAGAUGCGGAAGGCCCUGAGCUCCAUCUCCCAUGGGGUAAGUAACAACGAGGCCCUCUAUGCCUUCUAUGGCCUCACCAAACCUCGCCCCAAACCCCAUGCCCAGUCCCACCUCCUGAUCUCCUUGGAUGAUGGUCCCCAAGGGAGCCCCAAACACCAACCUGCCAACCGGCACCUUGGCAGCUGGACACACCGGAAACCUGACCCCAACUAUGCUUACUCAACCAAGCACCUUCUAUACCAACGCUCGCGCAACACCAAGACCCCUGUCUCCCCUUUGUCUGUCACCCCCUCCUCCCCUGUCCGCUGUGAUGUAGCCAAAUCAAAAGGUUUUGGAAGUGGGGGAGGGGGUUGGGUGUUCCCCUCACGCAGGUUGCGUGGUCGAACAGCAGUCAGUGAGCUGAACAUCACCUAUGUGGUAGAGCGGAGCCUGUACGGUCACCUCAACUGGGCCCAACUGGUUCGUCCAGUAACCCUCAGUCGCGCUGAGCGCCGCUGUCUAUUGGAGGAGGACCGUGAGGCGGACAGGAAGUGGGCGGCCAGCGUGGACCGCUGCACCAAGCGUGUGCUCUUACGCAUCCAACAGAAGUCUAGAACCUGCAGCUUUGGGGGCUUUGACCUGUCCAACCGCUCGCUCCAUGUGGUCAACACAGGUUCAGAGGCCAAUAAUAAAGAGCAGGAGGCUAUAUACAGAGAAGUGGUUAAAUCCCCCACUACGUCUCGGAUCUCGCUGGGUAAGAAGGUCAAGUCGGUCAAGGAGACGAUGAGGAAACGUAUGUCCAAGAAGUACAGCAGUUCCUUGUCUGAACAGUCCAGUCCAGAUGGAGCUCCUGGUUCUCCACAGUCCCCUCAGCCUGACACCGAUUCUCUGGAAAAACCCAAGCUGAAGGCCGGCGGUUCUGUGGAAAGCCUGCGUAGUUCACUCAGCGGACAGAGUUCAAUGAGUGGUCAGACCGUGAGCACUACUGACUCGUCAGCCAGUAACAGAGAAAGUGUGAAGUCGGAGGACGGUGACGAUGAGGAGCCGCCUUAUAGAGGACCAUUCUGUGGUCGUGCAAGAGUCCACACUGACUUCACCCCUAGCCCAUACGACACUGACUCCCUCAAACUGAAGCGUGGUGAUGUGAUUGACAUCAUCAGUAAGCCACCCAUGGGAACAUGGAUGGGCCUGCUGAAUAACAAAGUGGGCACCUUCAAGUUCAUCUAUGUGGAUGUGCUGAGUGAGGAGGAGGAGAAGCCCAAAAGGCCAGUGAGGAGGAGGAGGAAGGGCCGACCGCCCAAGCCAACCUCUGUGGAGGAGCUGCUGGAGCGCAUCAACCUCAAGGAGCACAUGCCCACUUUCCUGUUCAACGGCUAUGAGGACCUGGACACUUUCAAGUUGCUGGAAGAGGAGGACCUAGAUGAGCUGAACAUCAGAGACCCUCAGCACAGAGCCGUACUGCUCACUGCUGUAGAGCUGCUGCAGGAGUAUGAUAGCAGCAGUGACCCAGAGCGCAGCGGCCUGUCCGGCUCCCAGGAGAAGCUGCUGUCUGAGGGACGGGGCCUGGUGGGAGACUCCCCACGGGACUCCGGGUGCUACGAGAGCAAUGAAAACCUGGAAAAUGGUAAAAGUAGAAAAGCUUCCCGUUCCAGUCGUUCUUCAGCAGGCCUUCAGUCUCCGGACUACCCCACACUGCCCAUGACUCUUUCCACAGAGGCUCUGCAACAGAACAGCAAGAACCAGCGCACAAAAUUCCCAAAAAACUUCUUCAUUAAGCCCUCCCUGAAGGGAUUCAACCUGCUUGGGCUGCGCAAAGCCCAAAGACAGUCCCCCAUCCCAGCCAGUCGUAGCUGUGAGGACCUUGAUGGACCCCCACAGCCCGCUGGACCAUGGAAACGUUCCCACUCUCUGGGAGAUCUGCACUGGGAACAGAAGUUUGAGCAGAGGAAGGAUCUCAGUGUGGAGCUUAAACUCACGAAGGAAGGACUCAAAUUGGGCAAUAGUAGCCCCAGCAAGGUCUGUAGAGAUGAGGGUUCCCCAACCCAGAACGGAGCCCCAAUGGUGAGCCCGAAAAGAAGGGCUGAUAGACCACCUGUGCCCUCACAACUGCCUCUGCGUCCCUCUUGUCCCACCACCCAAUUUCCCAUCCCUCCAGAGCCCCUCUCAAGUCCUACUCCCAGCCCACCCGACUCUAAUGCAAGUGCGGAUAGGGUCAUUCGGACUCACCCCAAAAAGCCUCCAGUCCCUCCUCCUGUUCCUGCCAAGAAGUCUAAAGAAAGACUAGUUAACGGCCUCCGACACCCCCCUCUCUCCCUGCCCUCCUCACCAUCUCCCACUCCUUCUCCUACCCAUUCCCUCACCCGUUCUCACCCCAGCAGCCCCAUAAUCCGCAGCAGCAGCCCCAGUGCUCCCGCCCCAGCUCUACCUGCCAAGAUCCCAAGCACCCCAACCAGUCCCUGUGUAACCUCAUCAGCCUCAUCCAUGGGGGAGGAAUCAGGCAGUCCACCAACAGUGCCGCCUCCAUGGUUCUCAGACCUAGGGGGCAAGGUGGCUAUUGCAAGGAAGGUUUCCCAUGCCAAGAUGAGCCCUGACCUGUUCACCCUGCUGGAACAACGGCUGGAAGCUGAGGGUAUCGAUCUUACGGAGGAGCCCUACUCCGACAAGCACGGCCGAUGUGGCAUCCCCCAGCCGCUGGUGCAACGUUAUUCUGAGGACUUGGAGCAGCUCGUCAAGGAUGUAGCCUCCACCAUGGACCAGCUCCGAGUCAAAGAGCUCCGUAAACAGCACCGCAUGGCAAUCCCCUCUGGAGGUUUGACAGAGAUGUGCCGGAAGCCUCUGCCCUCAGGUAACAUCAGCACAGUCUCCGAUUGGCUCAUCUCCAUCGGCCUGCCCAUGUAUGCCACGUCUCUGGCAACGGCAGGAAUUGACACGCUGAGCCAUGUGGCCUUGUUAACAGAGAGCAGUGUGUGGGAGGCAGGUGUGCGGGACGAAAGACAUGCCCGUCGGAUGAUCAGUGAGGCGCAAUUGGUCAGCGCACACAGAGAGGUGCAGUCCUAACGAUGUUGGUGAAGUCAGGUUGGAUAACAGGUAUCAACUCACUGGUUAGUACCAUCUCAUUCAAAUAUGGUCAAUAGGUGGCCAAGGGCAAAGUGGCCACAAGACUAAACAACCUCACAAGUGACCACAGCACUAGAGUGCUUGUUGUCUCACAUGUGUCAAAAGACUCAAAGUGAGCUUGCCUGCUCCCUGAUUUCAUCUCUUUAUCACUCUGUCUUUUCUCAAAUGUUUACGGCGAAUAGGAGUUUAUCCUGAAAGCCAAGACAAAAUAUCGGAUGCCUUUUUUUUUUUUUUAAAGACUGUGGACUCAUUCUGUGGGAUAGCUUUCACUCUGAAGACACCCCCUAAAGUCUUAAAAUAAAGACUUGGAUCUGCCUUUAAGGAAGAUAGCACACUCUUUUGUAGGAUCAAUGUGUUUUAUAAAAUACAGACAGAUGGAUGGUUAUUUCCUGCAGAUUUUGUAAGUGCUUCAUUUUCAUCUUGUGCGGCAAGGCAACAAUUAUCUGAGGGUCUUUUUAAGGAAGUAGCUCAGCCAAAGUGAUUUCCUACUUAUUCAAGAUUUCAUUCCCACUAAUAGGUUCAUAAUGACUGACAGAACUCAUUCAACAUCUGGAUCUUAAUCAACUAAACACAUUCAACAACAAUGAAUAACUGGUGGUAUUGAGAUUGAAAUGGCUUAUUUUGUAUCAUGUUUCUGUAUUAUAGCAUAACGCAUAUAUUAAUUUUAAAAUGAUUUAUAUGUUAAAAUGUGUGUUUGCCUUUUUGAAUGUUGCAGCCUUAUUUUGAGGCUCUCAGUCAUUUCUAAGCUGAAAAUGCUGACAUCACACCAUUAUAUUUCAUAUUAUAUUGUAUGUCCGAUUUCAGUGUAUCUUGAAUGCACGCC